This is a messenger RNA of Nothobranchius furzeri (turquoise killifish), 4051 nucleotides long. It is a transcript of the gene aclya, whose product is annotated as ATP citrate lyase a. Gene Ontology annotation, cellular component: cytosol. Gene Ontology annotation, biological process: tricarboxylic acid cycle; citrate metabolic process; fatty acid biosynthetic process. NCBI's taxonomy places the organism in Eukaryota, Metazoa, Chordata, Actinopteri, Cyprinodontiformes, Nothobranchiidae. Gene Ontology annotation, molecular function: ATP citrate synthase activity. The record is from RefSeq and is a predicted model, not a curated record.
ACAUCAGCCAAGCCUGUCGGCUGAUGAACGCUGGACACAAAACCAGAACCCCCUCCUCUCUCCAGUGGUUCUGCUCAGGUUGUCCAAGGCGGGCUGAGCCGACACAUCCACCCGUUACCGACCUCUGUCACCGGGGCAGAAAGAAAACAACCAGGAAACAAGCCUGAACCAUCAUGUCAGCCAAAGCCAUCUCAGAACAGACAGGAAAGGAGUUCCUCUACAGGCACAUUUGCACUUCGGCGCCGGUCCAGAACAAGUUUCGCUACGCCAACGUGACGGCUGAGACCGACUUUGACCGACUGGCUCAGGAGCACCCAUGGCUGCUCACGGAGAGGCUGGUGGUGAAGCCGGACCAGCUGAUCAAGAGGAGAGGGAAGCUGGGUCUGGUUGGAGUCAACCUGGACCUGAACGGGGUCAAAGAGUGGCUGAAGCAGCGCCUCAUGAGAGACACCAUGGUGGGAAAAGCCAAAGGAAUUCUCAAGAACUUCCUGAUCGAGCCGUUUGUCCCUCAUAAGCAGGUGGAGGAGUUCUACCUGUGCGUGUACGCAGCUCGAGAGGGGGACUACGUGCUGUUUCACCACGAGGGUGGUGUGGAUGUCGGAGAUGUGGAUGCCAAGGCGCAGAAACUACUGAUUAGAGUGGAUGAAAAGAUCAGUGAAGAGCAGGUGAAAAAGGAACUGCUGGCCAAGGCUCCCGCUGACAAGAAAGGAGUUCUCGCCGGCUUCAUCGUUGGACUCUUCAACCUGUACGAGGACCUUUUCUUCACAUACCUGGAGAUCAACCCUCUGGUGGUCACUAAAGAUGGAGUGUAUGUGCUGGACAUGGCUGCAAAGAUCGACGCCACUGCUGAUUACAUCUGUAAAUCCAAGUGGGGUGACGUGGAGUUUCCUCCCCCCUUUGGCAGAGAAGCCUAUCCUGAGGAGGCCUACAUUGCUGACCUCGAUGCAAAGAGCGGUGCCAGCCUCAAACUGACUCUGCUGAAUCCUAGAGGCAGAAUCUGGACCAUGGUGGCAGGAGGAGGUGCUUCAGUCGUGUACAGUGACACGAUCUGUGAUCUGGGCGGGGUCAACGAGCUGGCGAAUUAUGGGGAGUAUUCAGGAGCGCCGAGCGAGCAGCAGACCUACGACUACGCCAAAACCAUCCUGUCUCUGAUGACUAGAGAGAAGCAUCCAGACGGAAAGGUUUUGAUCAUUGGAGGAAGCAUAGCAAACUUCACAAAUGUUGCUGCAACAUUUAAGGGGAUCGUUCGAGCCAUCAGAGACUAUCAGGGGCCUCUGAAGGAGCACCAGGUCUCCAUUUUUGUGCGCCGCGGCGGCCCAAACUACCAGGAAGGUCUCAGGGUAAUGGGGGAAGUUGGAAAAACCACCGGGAUCCCCAUUCACGUCUUCGGCACAGAAACCCACAUGACUGCCAUCGUUGGCAUGGCUCUGGGUCACAGGCCGAUCCCCCACCAGCCUCCUGUUGCAGCUCAUACGGCCAACUUCCUCCUCAACUCCAGCAGCAGCUCCUCGACACCAACAUCAAGGAGAAAAUCUCCUUCUUCUGGAGGCCAAGCUGGAGCCGAGGGCUCACCCAUGAAGCAAGUUAAAUCUGGAGCUCCUGUUGCGAAGGCAACAACUCUCUUUAAGAAACACACCAAGUCCCUGGUUUGGGGGAUGCAGACUCGGGCAGUCCAGGGGAUGUUGGACUUUGACUAUGUCUGCUCCAGAGAGGAGCCGUCGGUUUCAGCAAUGAUCUACCCGUUUACUGGAGACCACAAGCAGAAGUUCUAUUGGGGACAUAAAGAGAUCCUCAUCCCUGUGUUUAAAAACAUGAGUGACGCCAUGAAGAAGCAUCCCGACGUGGACGUCCUUAUCAACUUUGCCUCUUUGCGCUCAGCCUUCGACAGCACCAUGGAGACCAUGCAGUACCCACAGAUUCACACCAUCGCCAUCAUCGCUGAGGGAAUCCCCGAAGCACACACCAGGAAGAUCAUUAAAGCAGCAGAUGAGAAGGGCGUCACCAUCAUUGGUCCAGCUACCGUCGGAGGAAUAAAGCCCGGCUGUUUUAAGAUCGGCAACACCGGAGGGAUGCUGGACAACAUCCUGGCCUCCAAGCUCUACCGCCCAGGCAGUGUGGCCUACGUGUCCCGUUCAGGCGGCAUGUCCAACGAACUCAACAACAUCAUCUCUCGCACCACAGAUGGUGUGUUUGAAGGCGUGGCCAUUGGUGGAGACAGGUAUCCCGGCUCUGUGUUCACCGACCACGUUCUACGCUACCAAGACACUCCUGGGGUGAAGAUGAUCGUUGUCCUUGGAGAGAUUGGGGGCACAGAGGAAUACAAGAUUUGCCAGGCGAUUAAACAGGGUAGGGUCACAAAACCUGUGGUGUGUUGGUGUAUCGGCACCUGUGCCACCAUGUUCACCUCGGAGGUCCAGUUUGGACAUGCAGGAGCUUGUGCCAACCAGGCUUCUGAGACGGCAGUAGCCAAGAACAAGGCUCUGAAAGAGGCUGGCGCCUUUGUCCCCAGAAGCUUUGAUGAGCUGGGAGAGAUCAUCAAAUCUGUGUUUGAUGACCUUGUUGCCAAAGGAGUCAUUCAGCCUGCUGAAGAGGCUCCUCCUCCCACGGUUCCUAUGGAUUACUCCUGGGCUCGAGAGCUUGGUCUGAUCCGUAAACCAGCCUCCUUCAUGACCAGCAUCUGUGACGAGAGAGGCCAGGAGCUGCUCUAUGCUGGGAUGCCCAUCACUGAGGUCUUCAAGGCAGACAUAGGCCUGGGAGGAACUCUGGGGCUGCUUUGGUUCCAGAGGAGGUUGCCGAAGUACGCCUGCCAGUUCAUUGAGAUGUGUUUAAUGGUGACGGCAGAUCACGGUCCUGCUGUUUCUGGGGCUCACAACACUAUUGUUUGUGCCAGAGCUGGAAAAGAUCUGAUCUCCAGCCUCACCUCUGGGCUUCUCACCAUUGGUGACCGCUUCGGAGGGGCUUUGGAUGCUGCAGCAAAGCAGUUCAGCCACGCGUUUGACAGCGGCAUGCUGCCCAUGGAGUUUGUCAACAAGAUGAAGAAGGAAGGGAAGCUGAUUAUGGGAAUUGGACACAGAGUUAAGUCGAUUAACAAUCCCGACAUGAGGGUUCAGAUCCUGAAGGACUUUGUGAAGCAGAACUUUCCCUCCUCUCAGCUGCUGGACUACGCUUUAGACGUGGAAAAAAUCACCACCUCUAAAAAACCAAACCUGAUCCUGAAUGUGGACGGUCUCAUCGGUGUGGCCUUCGUGGACCUGCUCAGAACCUGUGGUGGAUUCACACGGGAUGAAGCUGAUGAGUUUGUAGAAAUCGGGGCUCUGAACGGUAUCUUUGUUUUGGGACGCAGCAUGGGGUUCAUCGGACACUACCUGGACCAGAAGAGGCUGAAGCAGGGUCUGUACCGCCACCCCUGGGAUGACAUCUCCUAUGUGCUUCCGGAGCACAUGUCCAUGUAAUCACCAGUCAACACUGUAAUCUGACACUUUAGUGAUAAUAUAAAGGGAAGGUGUUACGACUGCUGCAGCUGUAGGAGUGUAUUUUCAGUUCAUUUUUGUGGAAACUAUCUAAACGUGCUCAUCUGUGAAGCUUCAGUUUGUUCGGGUGUUUGAUGAAACUGCUGAUCAGUUUGCCUCAGACGUGUUUAUCAAGCACGAGUCUUUAUUACAGACUCACGACAUGAUCAUGUAGCGCAAUAAUACGGAUUUAUCCAGAACAUUCUCUGCAGCAAAGCCUGAGGUUGUAUGUAUUUGUCUGUAAUGUUUUCAGAGCUGAAAUGUCCGUCUGCGUUCGGUGCCAAACGUGAAGCUUUUGUGAUCACUGCUGUUUUCUUCUGCAGGUGAUUUAGAUGUCUGUGAUAAAUGACUUUCCUUUGUGCAGAUUUAACCACAAGCGCAACAUUCUGAGUAGUUUUUAUGUUUCAUUUUAAUUUUUAACCUCUGUUAUGUUUGAGUCUUUAAAAGGAUUUCUUAUCUGAUUCAGAAUGUUUUUCUUCAUCUGAGACGUUUAUUAUUAUUAGUCAUUUGCACGUAAUUUAUUGAGGUAAAUGUUGUGUAUG